GGGACGACACGCCCUCUCGCGGGCGCGGGCUGUGCGGAGGGAUCGGUGCCGGGUGGCCGCGCCGCGCGGGGCCGCGGACGAGGCUGCCCCAAGCGGGCAGCGGCGGCGCGGGGACGGGCCGGGAGGCCGAUCGUGCGGAUCUGGAGGCCGGAGGGGCCAUGGGGGCCGGGGCGGGUGGGCCGGCCGUCCUGGCGCUGCUGUUCGCCCUGUGCGCUCCGCUCCGGCUGCAGGCGGGGGAACUGGGUGAUGGCUGUGGUCACAUAGUGACCUCUCAGGACAGUGGCACAAUGACAUCUAAGAAUUAUCCAGGGACUUACCCCAAUCACACCGUGUGCGAAAAGAUCAUCACAGUUCCGAAAGGGAAGAGACUUAUUCUGAGGUUGGGAGAUUUGAACAUUGAGUCUAAGACCUGCGAUUCCGACUACCUUCUCUUCACCAGCCCAACAGAUCAGUAUGGUCCAUACUGCGGGAGCUGGGCUGUUCCCAAAGAUCUCUGGCUGGACUCAAAUGAAGUGACUGUUCGCUUCCAGAGUGGAUCUCACAUUUCCGGCCGGGGCUUUCUACUGGCCUAUGCCAGCAGUGACCAUCCAGAUUUAAUAACCUGUUUGGAACGAGGCAGUCAUUAUUCAGAGGAAAAAUACAGCAAAUUCUGCCCAGCUGGUUGUAGAGACAUAGCAGGAGACAUUUCUGGGAAUAUGAAAGAUGGCUACAGAGAUACCUCUUUGUUGUGCAAAGCUGCCAUCCAUGCCGGGAUCAUCGCAGAUGAGCUAGGUGGCCACAUCAACCUGCUCCAGAGCAAAGGGAUAAGUCACUAUGAAGGAAUCCUGGCCAAUGGUGUGCUAUCUCGGCAUGGUUCUCUGUCAGAAAAGCGCUUUCUGUUUACCUCCACAGGACUGGAUAUUACAACCGUGGCUAUUCCAUCUGUGAUCUUCAUUACCCUCCUUCUGGCUGGAAUAGGGGUCUUUGCAGUCUGUAGAAAGAGGAAGAAAAAAGGAAAUCCUUAUGUAUCGGCUGAGGCUCAGAAAACAGGUUGUUGGAAGCAGAUUAAAUAUCCAUUUGCCAGGCAUCAGUCAGCUGAAUUUACCAUCAGCUAUGACAAUGAAAAGGAGGUGACACAAAAGUUGGAUCUCAUCACUAGUGACAUGGCAGAUUACCAGCAGCCUCUCAUGAUUGGCACAGGGACAGUCACGAGGAAGGGCUCUACCUUCCGGCCCAUGGACACAGACACCGAGGAGGCCAGAGGGAGCACUGAGGCCAGCGGCCACUAUGACUGUCCUCACCGCCCUGGCCGCCACGAGUACGCACUGCCCUUGACGCACUCGGAGCCCGAGUACGCCACACCCAUCGUGGAGCGGCACCUGCUGCGCGCCCACACCUUCUCCACGCAGAACGGCUACCGAGUGCCCGGGCCCAGGCCCACUCACAAACACUCCCUUUCCUCCGGAGGCUAUCCUCUGGCCGCAGGGGCCACCCAGAGUGAAGGCUAUCAGAGGCCAGCGAGCCCCAAGCCUGUGGGUGGUGGCUAUGACCAGCCAGCCUCCAGCAGCUUCUCAGACAGCAGAGACCCCUCCUCUCAGUCACAGGUGGCUGCUGAGGGGAGUGCUUAUUCAGCACCCAGAAACGGUCUUGCACCCCUCGACCAGAUGGCCGUGACUGCCCUUUUGUGAACCCAAUGUGAAGAAAACCUGCUGUGGUACUGAGCGCGCGCUGCGGGUCACUGGAAGAAGUGUGUGCAAGUUCACGGGUGCGGCUCUUCAGGAUCCUAGAGACAACCUCACUUAUUGUUUACAGAACUGUGCAGCUGGUUUUGUUCCCAGACCCUUCCAGCAGAGCCGGCUGGUUUCUGUUGCGCUAGAACAAGGAGACUUUUCUCGUUCCUCUAACUGUGAUGGUGUGCUGUAAAAUGUGCAAUUUGUACAGUUAUAUUUAACACGAGUUAAAGUAACCAGGUUUAUGGUGGGUUUCUUUUUUUUUUUUUUCUUUUUCCACACAGGGCUUAAGGAGAAAAUGCAGGAUUUGCAGAGCUGUGACAGUGUGUGUUCAUGUUUCUCCGUGUGUUUGAUUAUCUGACAUUGAUAGCAGUAGGUCUGUUUAAAACCCUAUCUGGUUGUGGUAGCCCAUUUCCUUUCCGAUAAACUGAAAGCAUUUUUUUUUUUUUUAACAUUCUUUCUCCUGGAAGAAAUGAAAUUACUUGAAACAUGAAAAGCACACUUGGGUGGGCAAUUGAUAGCCACCGAUGCAGUGUCUUUAUGAUGCGAGCACACCAGCUCAGCGCCUGCUGCCUGCUUCCUUAGACUUUCCUGAGAGGAGCUGGGCAUGGGAGCCAGCUGCACGCCGAGGGACCACAUUCUUUACGGAAAGGGCCUGGCCUUACUGCACAGUGUUAAUGAAGGUGGCAGUUGUAGCUAGGGACAGUCAGGCAUUUCUAAACCUCACAUUAAAAGUAUAGCUGAGCUCAGAGGCCCUCCAUCUUACAACUUUCUCCAGGAACAGAGCACAUCAGUGACUUCCAUUGUCCCUGGAAAAUCAACAGCUGCCGCUUGAAAUGUGUUCUAAGCAGAACUUUUCUCCGGCCGAGCUGGUAAUUGUAUUGGUGAUAUAAAAACGAGUUUUCUCCUGAAUAUGUGCUUAGACUCAUAAAGAGUACCCAGGUUUCAUCUGUACCUCAUGCUCAGUGUUCUUCUCUGAGUUUACUCUGUGAAUUAACUAGGGGGGAUUUAACCUCUUUUUGCCAAAGAGGAAAAAGGAUAUGUCUUGUUUAGUGGUAGAAAACACGGACCAAAAAAGAAAAAAAAAAUCCUUAAAAACUGUACUGUAAUCCUAUUUGUGUGAUUGUCAUUUUCUGUGAAUUCUGUGUUAAAAAUAGGGUGCUGAAAGGUCAGGGCAGACUAUCUGUUGGUUAUAGUGGAGGUUAAACCAUUUACUUUAUGGCGUUUACAUGACUUUGUGUGUAUACUAAUUGUAAUAAACUAUGCUAAAUCAGA
Meriones unguiculatus (Mongolian gerbil) is the source of this 2984-nucleotide messenger RNA. It is a transcript of the gene Dcbld1, whose product is annotated as discoidin, CUB and LCCL domain containing 1. The transcript is spliced from 11 exons. Lineage: Eukaryota; Metazoa; Chordata; Mammalia; Rodentia; Muridae. The coding region runs from base 159 to 1667 and encodes 502 amino acids. The record is from RefSeq and is a predicted model, not a curated record.